Carcharodon carcharias (great white shark) is the source of this 4275-nucleotide messenger RNA. RefSeq names its product cerebellar degeneration-related protein 2-like (gene cdr2l). The coding region runs from base 269 to 1657 and encodes 462 amino acids. Lineage: Eukaryota; Metazoa; Chordata; Chondrichthyes; Lamniformes; Lamnidae. The record is from RefSeq and is a predicted model, not a curated record. The transcript has 5 exons.
AAGGAUUUUUUUUUGGACUGUGGAGGAUGGAAAUGAGUCACUGAGAUGCAGCCCUGAGUCGAUAGCUGCUGCUGCCACGUCGGAGCGCUGGUCUGGAGCUGCUGAGCGCAGCGCCUGCAUCCAGAAGAAGGUCAGGAACAGGAGUGGGACCAGAACAUCCUUUCCAAUAGGGACAGCGGGUGCAGUGCUCUACAUCUCUAAGCAGGACCACAGCAAAGAAGCAAUAUCUUCAUCAAGGACACCCAGUGCCUACUGCAGUCGCCUCCCAAUGAUCAGUAACAACCACAGCAUGGACGAUUUCGAGACUGAAGAGGAUGAGCCUUGGUAUGAUCAGCAGGACUUGGAACAAGACCUGCAUCUUGCAGCAGAGUUGGGGAAAACCCUUCUUGAACGUAACAAAGAAUUGGAAGACUCGCUGCAGCAGAUGUACGCAACCAACCAGGAGCAGGUCCAAGAGAUUGAGUACCUCAGCAAACAACUGGAGAUGUUACGGCAGAUGAAUGAGCAGCACGCCAAGGUGUACGAGCAGUUGGAUGUGACGGCACGUGACCUGGAGCUUCACAACCAGAGACUGGUACUAGACAGCAAAGCAUCACAGCAGAAGAUAGAACGAUUGACAGAAACAAUUGAAGGUUUGCAGAAUCAAGUGGAUGUGCUUCAAAGCCAGGUGCAGGAAAUGAGAAACAUGGAUCAGCUGCGAGUUCGUAGGGAUAAGCGGGAACGCCGGAAAACUAUCCACACAUUUCCCUGUCUGAAGGAACUGUGCGCCAUGCCCAGGUACGGUUCUCAGGAUGAUGCUUUCCCUGGGACUGGGACGCUCGCUGAGCCCGAGCAUAAGCGCCUGGAGAAGGAGAAUGAGCGGCUGCGGCUGACGGCCAAUGCCCUAAGACUGCAGAUCAGCCAGGAGAAGCAGCGCAAGGAGGCGGCAGAGCGGGAGUGUGCGGCUGUGCUGGGCGAGUACUCUGAGCUGGAGAGGCGGCUCUGCCAGAUGGAGAGCUGCAAGCUACGGGUGCGGGAGCUGGAGGCCGAGCUGCGAGAGCUGCAGCAGAUGAAGCAGGUGAAGAAGUACCUGAUCAGCGGCGAGGACAACCUGUCGGAGGCCCUGCUCGAGCCGCUCAACAAUGCCCCGGAGUCCGACGACGGGGCCCCGGCUGGCACCAGCCCACCGGCCGCCAGCUCAGGCCAGGCCCGCGUGCGCAAGAGCUGCAGUGACACAGCGCUCAGUGCCAUCAUCACACGGGACGACGUCAGCCGGCAUGAGGGCAACUACACGCUGCAUGCCAACAACGUGCGGAAGAGGGGCAUGUCUAUCCUGCGGGAGGUGGAUGAACAGUACCACGCACUGCUGGAGAAGUACGAGGAGCUGCUGGGCAAGUGCCGGCGGCACGAGGAAGGCCUGCGCCACGCAGCGGUACAGACAUCGCGGCCCAUCUCGCGCGACAGUUCCUGCCGCGACUUCCUGCUCGAGUGUUUGGAGGCGGAAGUGAAGGCUCCAGAGAAAAGCCUGAGCCUGAGCCAGCAGGUGGAGGCGGCGGACAAGAGGCUGGGCCACUCCCAACCCGAGUACAAGGCCCUCUUCAAGGAAAUCUUCUCCCGCAUUCAGAAGACCAAGGCUGACAUCAGUGCCAGCAAGUCCAAGACCAAGGCCUCCAAGUGAUCCAUCAACAGAGAAACAGGAAGGUUGUAUGAAAGCUGCCACAGGCGCCAUCUUGGAUCCACCUGUGCCAUCCCAUGGGAGUCACUCUUGCAGGAUUCUCUCUCUUUACUGUGCCAAUCAGAAUGCAGCUCUUUGACAGAAAUAUCCACACGGGUCUGUUUUCAGACUUCUUACGCACAUAACUAUUAUACAAUACAGGAUGUAGGAUUUCCCCAGCCUUGCUACAGAGGCAAAAUGCAAUGCAUUAUGUUUAUUUUUAAAGGUGUUUAGUAUUCUCCAAUAGAGGAUGAUGCCCACUAUCUUCGCUUUCCUGUCAUGAAGGACCCCUGUUGUCCUGUCGCACCAAUCUAUGGCCAAGACCUGAAUCACAGAUGCACCUGUGUUUUCCUAAAUGCUCUCUGAUCCAGCGUUUCUCCAGGAUUGACCCUGAUCUGCUGCUUAUUCCAAAUUAUGGGAACUUUACUGUCACCACUCUUCACAAUGCAAAAUGUCUGCUUUUGACACCCAGGUAGUUUCCUAUUUUUUGUUCUUGUUAAGUUCAGUAUUAUAAACAACAUUUCGGAAACCGGCUCUGGCAGUACAACCACCAUCCUAACAAGGCUGGAGGGUUUUAAAAUCACAAGAACGCUUAACAUAUUGCGACUGUUACAUGGUAUUAGAUAUGGGGGGUUAGUAGUUCUGGCAAGCUGGCCCCAACAAAAGACUAAACUUCCCUCUGAGAGGAGCAUUGCCAUUCAGUACUGUCCACUGCACUCUCUGUUACCAACUGUCCACUUGGGUUCGGGGUGGGGGAUGGUGUUAGUGUGUUUACAAGUUUUCUUGUUUGACCUGGUUGACUUUAAUUGUCAGACCAGGCCUCUCUGGGUCUGCUAAGUUGACUGUUGACGGGGUUGGUAGGGGUGGGAGGAAUGGCGGGGAUGUGAGGGGACACUAUGCAAUAAUGUAAUUGCUUUCACAAAUAUAAUUCUGUGUCUGGGGCGGGAGAGAGAGGCAGUAAUUUGGCUUUUAACCUGGUUCCUGCCUUCUCUGAUGCAUGAGGAUUUGGUCUGGCGUGUGUUAUCUCUGCCUUCACUAUUUGUUGGUGUCUGAUUGAGUUUCAUGGCCUCCUGUGACUCUACGGUCUCCCCAUCUCACCUGAAAUCUCUCACUGCACUCCAGCCAUUCUCCAGCCACACCCAAUGGGUGAGCCCAGAUAGUGAGGCUAUUGAGGAGGGAGGCAAAUCAGCCAGGGAUCUGCUCCUGAUCCCUUUCCCGUGCUGGCUUCUCCCCAUCUACAUUGACAAGUCCACAGUUGAUCUCAGCUCCUGGGCUAAUUCGGUUCCAUUUUCAGUAUGUUUAUGGUGCUUGUAUUACACUCCAUGUGCAUUACCUUAUAUUUGGCAGUAUUAUGUGUAAUUUACCACUGUCUUCCUAUAUAGGCAUUGUUGUGCAAUUUGAGAGGCCUCUUCAGACUUUUACUGAAAAUGGAGCCUAGCCUGGCCGGGCCUUCUCUUUAGGACUGUCCCCUUGGUGCAUUAUUCACGUGUUGUGCUGGAGACAGGUUGGAAUCGAUAAUGUAUUUUGGGACGGAGUGGUUUCAGCCCCACGGAUGAUUGGGGGGAGCAGGCAGCCUUGUGAGGUCUCAGAUCUGCUCAAGGGUGGGAGUACAGACAAACAUGGGGCUGCUGUUACCUGGCCACUUACAUCUCCACAACCUCCCAUUAUUGUCAGUGAAAUCCCCUGGGGUGGGAGGGUGUUGUGCCAUAGCCCAUGGGGGCUGGAUGUCCCAUCCCAUUACCCAGGGGUGGAAGGCUGUCCCCUUUCCCCUGUGCCUGGAGAACUUGUCUAUCACAUUAUCCAGUGGGUUGGGGGGGGGGUGCAGUCCCAUUAUUCCUGGGAUGGCAGUUCCCUUUGCCUCUGGAAAAGCUGUCCAAUUACCCCAAGGGGAGGGGGUACUGUCCCAAUACGCUGCUCUGCUGGUCGUUCUUUCGGGUUUCACUCUGCAGACACUGAGCAAACGUCUUUCCAGCAGGAUUAUCCCAUUCCCUGGGCUCACCUCCCUCAGCUUGAUCUACACAAGACUUGGAAAGGUAUUUCUGGCCUCAGUGGAUGAUCCUACAGCGCUAUAGAGUAUCUGAGGAGAUCAUGGAAUCAUCUUGUACCUAGGUUAAGGGACAUGAAAAGCAUGUUCAGUGGGUCUCCGAUGGCCAAGUUGCGUGUUACAAAAAUGGAUGGUUAGAGGCCCCAGGGCCCACUCUCUCAUACAGUCUACAUUUUGCGGUUUCCACUGUGGGGCAGUAGGGGCUGACGAUUAGACUGAGCUUGGAGGCGAAGCACACUGUGCUGAAUAGCACUGUAUAAAAUUGCCAUUUCAGUGGGGUUACCAAGGAUGGUGAUGUGGAACCCAAUCCGAACAAGACUGUACAUAAGGACGAAGAUUGGGAUGGUUCAGUGUGUGAGGGAUCCCUGACACUGAUACUGCAUCCUCUCUGUGACAUAGAUUCAGAGGUUAUCACACGUUACAGAAAAGUGCCAAAAUUAUUUAUCUUCCUUUUUGUUUAAAAAGUAUAAUUUCAAAAUAAGUACUAAACCUCUUGUUCCUUGUAUGAUUCUGACAUUAAAAGGUGAUGUUGCUGUUA